CAACGUACCAGUGUCAGACCCGCCGACAUGACGCGUCGAACGGCAUCUGAUUCUAAUUAGGCUAGGUAAUGGACGACGACGGUGUUUAUAUAAGGCUCGGACUGUGGAACAGAUAACAUUAAUGCCAUUCGGAAGUGCACGAUUCUAGGGAGAAACAGCAAUAACAAGAUACCAACAUGAUCCACAAUACCGCUCAUCUCGGAGGGACUGCCAGCGACAUUGUCGUCGGCAAGGUAGCGCAUGGCUUGAUGAUGAUGACCGCGAGAGAUCCGAAAUAUCCUCUCCCAGAUGAAGAAGCCUUCGAAGCUAUCAAAGCCGGCGUCAAUGCCCUACCUCCCGGUUCCAAGAUGCUAAUCAAUAGCGGUGAAUUCUACGGGCCGAAUUUCUCGACGGCCAACUUGGAGCUUCUCGCCCGGUUCUUCGAGAAGUAUCCUGAAUAUGCCGACAAGACCUUCCUGUCGGUGAAGGGCGGUUUAAUAGUCGGCGGGCUGAAGGUCGAUUCAUCGCCAGAGAACCUCAGACGCAGCGUUGAGAAGGUCAAUUCUGUCCUUCGUGGCACGAAGAAGUUAGAUUUGUUCGAGUCUGCUCGUGUCGACCCGAAGAUUCCCAUCGAGGAGACCAUCAAGACGCUGGCGGAACUCAUUAAGGAGGGCAAAUUCAACCACGUUGGCUUGUCUGAAUGCAAAGCGGAGACUCUGAGGCGCGCGCACGCCGUUCAUCCUAUCUCGAUCGUCGAGAUUGAAGUCAGCCUUUGGUCUUACGAGGAAGAGACUGUAAAGGUCAUUGCUGCAGCCAAGGAGCUGGGCAUCGCGGUCGCUGCAUACUCCCCGUUGGGAAGAGGCUUCUUGACUGGUUCUAUCAAGAAAGUUGACGAUCUGACUGACGGCGAUUUUCGCAGACAGAUGACCCGUUUUCGCGAAGAGUACAUCGAACAGAACCUGGCGUUCGUGGAAGCUCUAAAGGCCAUCGCAGCAAAGAAGAACAUUACACCAGCCCAGCUCGCGAUCGCUUGGGUUGCAUCUCUCGGAGAGCAUGUGAUCCCUCUUCCCGGCUCGUCUAUCAAGAAGCGCACUCUCGAGAACCUCGCCGCAGCGGAUAUUGUCCUCACGGAGGCUGACAAGGUUGAGAUUGCCAAGGUCAUGGCCGAGCAUCACGUCAAAGGCGACCGUUACUUCGGUAAUGAUGCUGCUGCGAUGCUUUGGGGUUGAAGGGGAUAGAUGGACCCUGAGCGAUCUUUUGUUACGUUCAUUCUCGCUGGUCAUGAUUAUGCGUCACUAAAAAAAGAGGGACGUUCAGAACUUGUAUAAGAGUCGUCUUCUGGAUAAAAUGAUAUGUACAUCUCACCGGCUUACAAGAAUGAGAGCAGUCAU
Laetiporus sulphureus 93-53 is the source of this 1370-nucleotide messenger RNA. RefSeq names its product aldo/keto reductase. Bases 177 to 1208 code for a protein of 343 amino acids. The record is from RefSeq and is a predicted model, not a curated record. The transcript is spliced from 12 exons. Gene Ontology annotation, cellular component: cytoplasm. Lineage: Eukaryota; Fungi; Basidiomycota; Agaricomycetes; Polyporales; Laetiporaceae.